AUGGCUCAAGACCCUAAUUUGACUUUGCCAAUAGCUAAAGUUGAGGGCUUUGCCAUCCCACCUGCUCCUGAGCUCCCUGAAAUUUUAAACAUUGAUCUACUAAGCUCUACUCCUUUAGGAGCUCCUACAGCUGAGCUGCUAGACUCUUCUCUUUUGGAAACAUCAACAGCCAAGCUGCCAGGCUCUUCUCUACUU
Molecule: messenger RNA, 195 nt
Organism: Ilex paraguariensis (yerba mate)
Lineage: Eukaryota; Viridiplantae; Streptophyta; Magnoliopsida; Aquifoliales; Aquifoliaceae
Source: the annotation of a GenBank genome assembly